AUGGCAUUUUCGAUCGCAAAGGAGGACCUCUAUCACUAUUGGGAUGCACAGCUCCCAACUGUGCACAGAGAAAAACGAGAAAUUAUUACUGCUGUUACCAUUGCUUCUCUUUUAGGUUUUGCUGGCCUAGGCACCGGAAUCACCUCGCUUACCCUCCAACAACAGGGCCUCUCUAACCUCAGAGCUGCAGUAGACGAAGACUUAGCCCUGACUUCAGUGGGUAAAAUCACAUCCCAUGCAGAACUCUUUUAUUUAAUCUCAUGCGUCUGUACUUUAUUUGCAGAAAUUUUCAAACAACGUGACAAAUCUAAAUGGCCAAAGCCUCCAUGUCAAAUGUACUAUCCAGAGGAUCCUCUUUAUGAAGCAAACUGUCCCCAAGUUACAGCAUAUGUUUGUGCUACAAAUGGCAUCACUUAUGUGAAUGAAUGUUUCCUAUGUGUUGACCAGUGGCAAUUUGGUUCUCACAUUAAAUUUGAUAAAUAUGGAAAAUGUGACUAA
Molecule: messenger RNA, 498 nt
Organism: Choloepus didactylus (southern two-toed sloth)
Lineage: Eukaryota; Metazoa; Chordata; Mammalia; Pilosa; Megalonychidae
Gene: SPINK13
Product: serine peptidase inhibitor Kazal type 13
Exons: 5
Coding region: 1-498 (165 amino acids)
Molecular function (GO): protein binding
Source: RefSeq, a predicted model, not a curated record